This is a messenger RNA of Heteronotia binoei (common prickly gecko), 2832 nucleotides long. It is a transcript of the gene ETFDH, whose product is annotated as electron transfer flavoprotein dehydrogenase. The coding region runs from base 220 to 2079 and encodes 619 amino acids. NCBI's taxonomy places the organism in Eukaryota, Metazoa, Chordata, Lepidosauria, Squamata, Gekkonidae. Gene Ontology annotation, biological process: electron transport chain. Gene Ontology annotation, molecular function: iron-sulfur cluster binding; electron-transferring-flavoprotein dehydrogenase activity. Gene Ontology annotation, cellular component: mitochondrial inner membrane. The record is from RefSeq and is a predicted model, not a curated record. The transcript is spliced from 13 exons.
UGGGCGUGAAUGUAUUGGCUGCUGCUGGUUGGAAGGGGCAGACUAUGGAGCCCUCCGUGUGAAGAACCAGCGGGCAAAAGAAAAGGAGCUGCGCACGCGCGUGACUGAGCAAGAAGGCCCCUUUCAGCAACUCAGGGGGGCGCAGGAAGGGGGGGGGGGUCUGUGGGAGACGCUCCUCAGCCUUGUGCCUUGACACUCCGCUUUGAGCGCCCAAGAACAAUGUUGUUUCCCGCCUGCCAAGUUUCCCGUCCAGCACAUCUUUGUUUAAAUGCUUUGAAAUCAACAAAAAAAGAUUGCCUCCUGCCUUUAUGUGCAACAAGAUGGGCUUCUUCUUCCACUGUGCCUCGUAUCACCACCCACUAUACCAUUCAUCCUCGGGACAAAGACAAACGAUGGGAAGGUGUGACUAUGGAAAGAUUUGCUGAAGAAGCAGAUGUUGUUAUAGUUGGGGCAGGCCCUGCAGGACUCUCCUCAGCUAUUCGACUCAAACAAUUAGCUAGUGAACAUGGCAAAGAAAUCCGUGUGUGCCUGGUGGAGAAAGCAGCUCAGCUUGGUGGACAUACGCUUUCUGGGGCUUGCCUGGAACCACGUGCCUUGGAGGAACUUCUCCCAGACUGGAAAGAGCGAGGGGCUCCACUUGAUACUCCAGUUACAGAAGACAAAUUUGGAAUAUUGACAAAAAGCUCUAGAAUUCCAGUUCCCAUUCUUCCAGGCCUUCCAAUGAGUAAUCAUGGGAAUUACAUAGUUCGCCUAGGACACUUUGUGAGCUGGCUUGGAGAACAAGCAGAAGCGCUUGGUGUUGAAAUUUAUCCAGGCUAUGCAGCAGCAGAGGUUCUUUUCCAUGAAGAUGGCAGCGUGAAAGGGAUCGCCACAAAUGAUGUUGGCAUCCAAAAGGAUGGGGCACCUAAGGCUACUUUUGAAAGAGGCUUGGAACUGCAUGCCAAAGUCACAGUAUUUGCAGAAGGUUGUCAUGGUCAUCUUGCAAAGCAAUUGUACAACACAUACAAUCUGAGGGAGAACUGCCAAUCCCAGACUUAUGGCAUUGGACUUAAGGAGCUGUGGCUUAUUGAUGAAAAGAAAUGGAAACCAGGAAGAGUGGAACAUACAGUUGGCUGGCCUUUGGACAGACAUACAUAUGGAGGAUCAUUUCUUUAUCAUUUAAAUGAGGGCGAACCUCUGGUGGCUUUAGGAUUUGUGGUUGGGUUGGAUUAUCAAAAUCCUUUCUUGAGCCCAUUUAAGGAAUUCCAGAGGUGGAAACACCAUCCCAGUGUACAGUCAACUUUAGAUGGUGGAAAGAGGAUUGCGUAUGGUGCCCGAGCUCUUAAUGAAGGUGGUUUCCAGUCCAUACCCAAACUCACCUUCCCUGGUGGAGUCCUUAUUGGAUGCAGUCCAGGUUUCAUGAACGUUCCUAAGAUUAAAGGUACGCACACUGCUAUGAAGAGUGGCAUGCUAGCCUCUGAAGCCAUUUUCAGCCAACUAACUGAUAAAAAUCUCCAAUCAAAAACAAAAGGACUUUAUGUGCCUGAAUAUGAAGACAAUUUGAAAAAGUCAUGGGUAUGGAAAGAACUCUAUGCAGUUAGGAACAUCCGUCCUUCAUGCCACGGAGUCCUGGGAGUAUAUGGAGGAAUGAUCUACACUGGCAUAUUUUAUUGGAUACUAAGAGGAAUGGAGCCUUGGACAUUAAAACACCCAGGGGCAGAUGCAGCACAGCUGAAGCCAGCCAAAGACUGCACACCUAUUGAAUAUCCUAAACCUGAUGGAAAAAUCAGUUUUGACUUGCUGUCAUCAGUGGCUCUUAGUGGUACUAAUCAUGAAGAUGACCAACCACCACAUUUAACUCUGAAGGAUGACAGUGUUCCAGUCAACAGAAAUCUGGCUAUAUAUGAUGGACCAGAGCAACGAUUCUGUCCUGCAGGAGUAUAUGAAUAUGUUCCUGUGGAAACUGGAGAUGGUCUGAGGUUACAGAUAAAUGCUCAGAACUGUGUCCACUGUAAGACAUGUGAUAUCAAAGAUCCAAGCCAAAAUAUUAACUGGGUUGUACCUGAAGGAGGUGGAGGACCUGCUUAUAAUGGAAUGUAGAUCUGAUCAAAACUGACUAAAAACUUCUUGGAGAUACUGCAGAACUGUAAACUUUGGUUUGCUACUCUCAAAGGAGAAGCCAUUAGUGGUCUGAAUAUUCUCUAUGAGGUUAGUAUCUUACUGAAGGCUGCACCUCUGUAACAAAUCCGGGAUCAGCAUGAUCAGGUAAUUCUUGCCUUAUUUGAAUACACUUUUACCGUUUUUGCACACAGCUUACCUCGCAGUCACAAUCCUGUUCCCUCCACAGCGUCUGUCGGAUUUCCCACCAUCUGCGCUGGAGUUACAGGAAGUGCCGCGGCUUUUACGUAGCAAACGUAAACUGGGUUUUAGCGGUUUACGUUUGCUACGCAAAAGCUGCAGCACUUCCUGUAACUUCGGCGCAGAUGGUGGGAAAUCCGACCAGACGCUGCAGAGGGAACAGGAUUGUGGCUGUGAGGUAAGCUGUGUGCGCAAACGGUCUUUAUCAGCAAAAGGGUGUGGGAGGUGGGUAGAAAUAGCUUGGGUAAAUCAGAUGAAAGUGUAUUCAGUCAUUCUAGACUUUGGUCCUAAUAAUGGAUUUAGCCUGUAUUCAAGGAUAUGGAAGUGUACCUCCAAAUGUUCUGUAACAAUUGAUGUCAUAGCUGCAAUGACCUUGAUCUUAAAGAACACAAUACUUCUCAAACAGACUGCAUUUAUUGCAUUAAUGGAACAGAGCAAGGUUGGUGAGUGUAACAUGGUUUUGUUUCAUAAUAAAGAAUAUUUCAUUAUACUCUA